This is a messenger RNA of Insectozyma verbasci, 580 nucleotides long. The record is from the annotation of a GenBank genome assembly. NCBI's taxonomy places the organism in Eukaryota, Fungi, Ascomycota, Pichiomycetes, Serinales, Debaryomycetaceae.
AUGGCUCCAAUUGUAUGUAUAAUUAAGAACUAUCAAUCAUAGUAGUUCAUUUGAAGUAACUUUCCCAUUUACGCAUCGGGUAUGGGAUUAAUCACCAUUCAAAUCAUUUUAAUUUUUGACUAGUGUUUCAACCCGUUUAUGGGGGAAGCUUUGCUGUCAAAUGUUUCUUAUUUCUUUAUGAUAAGAUAGAGAACAUUUAAGUGCGGUAGGCUAACUUUCUUUUCUUUAGGUUUCAAAAAAAGGCAAAGCUGCUAAAAAAUUUGUUGUUGAUUGUUCAGCUCCAGUUGAAAAUGGUGUUUUCGACCAAGAAGGUUACGUUAAAUACUUAGUUGAACACAUUAAAGUUGACAACACUGUUGGUAACUUAGGUGAUGACAUUGCUGUUGAAACUGAUGGUAACAAAGUUGUUGUUGUUUCAAACACCAAAUUUUCAGGUAAAUACUUAAAAUAUUUAACUAAAAGAUAUUUGAAAAAAAACCAAAUUAGAGAUUGGAUUAGAUUUGUUGCUGUUAAACAAAACCAAUAUCAAUUGCAAUUCUACUCAGUCGCUGAAGAUGACGAAGAAGAAGAAGAAGAAUAA